Molecule: messenger RNA, 2111 nt
Organism: Cuscuta campestris
Lineage: Eukaryota; Viridiplantae; Streptophyta; Magnoliopsida; Solanales; Convolvulaceae
Source: the annotation of a GenBank genome assembly
AGUCUAUCCCGCCAAGGGCCCGAUCCCCUUUUUUCGGCUCCGUAACCGCCAAUAUGCUCCGUCUUGUUCUCCGGAUUGACUCUGCCAGCUGCCCUUGGCCUGAGGUUAACCAGGCUUAGCUCCACGAGCCGGCCCAAGCCUGGGUAUUCUCCAAAUGCCUGGCCCGAAGUUGUGUAAAUGGUUCAUUUGGGCCACCCACUGGGUAUUGGCCCAUCAUAAGCCCUCCAACUCCUUAUUCCUCAACUGGGCCAAGUGGAGGAAUGGGGAGUUUACAAAGUCCACGUGGGUGCCCCAGCGGGGAUCCGGGCCGUUCCUUGGGUUCCGCAUGACAUUUGGGCACGAUCUCCACAAAUAGGCAAUCAUGACCUGCCGAUUCGCCUCCACGCUGUCAGUUAAAAACCGCCGCUGGACACCAUCUCUUUCUUUCGCUUUCUUUAUCGUCAUUCGUCUGCAAUUCCGCUGCUUACCCGACCUGUUCUUCUUCCUUCCCAGGUCAGUUCCUUUUCUCGCCGCCAUGAUUGUUUCAGAUUCCGAUUCAGCUACCCCAUCGUCCAAUUCUCGCCAAGCCGAUCAAUCGGCCCCUGGCCGUAACCCCGGCCGCACUCAAUCACCCCAGCCGUCGCCGUCGGCCUUGCCUGGCGACAAACGGCGUCGAUUGAGGAAGCAAUUCCCUUCCUCAACCCCGGUAGAUGAGGGCUCGAGGGUUGAAUUGGACGAAAAUAUCAUGGCGCUGUGCCAUUGCCAGAUUACUGACCGGGGGUUCGCCGAUGCUACCGAUAUGGUUGGAUCUUCCAUUGAAGUCCUAAGAUCUACCAGCACCCAAACCGCCCUGGACGCUCCUUCAGGAUUUUUUACGGUCCAUCUGGCGUCUUUGAAGAAGGGGCUGCGCUUCCCACUCCACCCGUUGUUGAUCGAAUUCCUCAACAUGGUGGACCUUCUUCCGUGUCAACUGGUCCUUAACUCUCACCGGUACAUCGCCGGUUAUCUGGUCCGGUGCAAAGAUGUGGGGGUGAAGCCGACCUUGGACCACUUCGUAUUUACCUUCAAGCUGAGCAAGGGCCAUAAAGAUUGGGCGUCCUAUGCCAGCCUUUCCCAGAGGUCCAGUAAACUCUUUGCUAGCGACAAGAAGGGAUCCACCAAAGACUGGAAGCCUUUCUUUGUCUUUGUUUCGACGGGGCCCGAAUCUCCUUUCACGGGUUCUGGGCAUCCUUCUUUUCGUCGCAUCCCGUGCCCCCCGCCUGAUGCCACCCUCUUGUCCAUCACUCGCCAACUUUGCAACAAAGGAGUCAUGAACAUCAAGAAGGUGGUGAUAGAGGAAACCCUCGCCGGGCUGGGAUUUGAGUUCGUCCAGGAUGAUCUUCGUCACCAGCCCGACCUUCUAAGGGACACUUCUGGGGGGUACCAGCCUGACCAAUUGAGAGACAUCCCCGAAGAAGGUCUUGACUGUGGUCCCUUUGUCGAGUCGCCAGAUCUAGAGGAAGAGAUGGAUAGCGAUCUCCUGCUCAGUCGCUUUACAGCAGGGAAGAAGAGAAAGAGGGAAACGAAGGGCCAAGGCAAACGCCCUUCAUCCCACCAAAGAGAAAGUCCUCCCCGAGAGCCAGCUGUAAUUGUGGUGGAGGACCAAGAGGAUGCUACCCAGGAACCGGGUACCAUGGCUAGCCAAUCCCCUCCACACUCCGUGAUGCCGGGUGGCGACCUCACUGGGUCGUCCCAGGGUAUUGCCUUGGAGCGACCUCCCUCACCACCCGCAGUGACCUACGAGGUGGCGACCGGGGGUCGCUCGACGAGGCUCUGCAUCCCUCCUCCGCCCCAAAGCCUAGGGGACGUACAGCUGGAGACUCUGAUCACUCUGCCUGCAGAAGACCAGGCUCGUAUCUCAGCAGGCUCUGAGGACGACCUUGACAACAUGGUCCUCUUGAGGCUUAGUCAGGCCACGCUGGGGAUGAUUGAGGUGGUCGGCAGGAAACGGGGUCGCCAAGCUGCCGCGGACGAGGCGAUGAAAGCAGCCGAGGCCAAAUAGAAGGAAUUGCAGGAAGAGGUCGCUCAAUUCACAAGGGAGCUGGAGGAGAAGGAAAAUCGCUGCGCGGCGCUUGCUGUGGAGAAAGCUUCCC